Molecule: messenger RNA, 4418 nt
Organism: Danio aesculapii
Lineage: Eukaryota; Metazoa; Chordata; Actinopteri; Cypriniformes; Danionidae
Gene: naa25
Product: N-alpha-acetyltransferase 25, NatB auxiliary subunit
Exons: 24
Coding region: 21-2957 (978 amino acids)
Biological process (GO): N-terminal peptidyl-methionine acetylation
Cellular component (GO): cytoplasm; NatB complex
Molecular function (GO): protein binding; protein-N-terminal amino-acid acetyltransferase activity
Source: RefSeq, a predicted model, not a curated record
UAAUCCUGCUCAACUCCAUCAUGGCGGCGAGGGGCCAUGUGCAAGACCCUAACGACAGGAGGCUACGACCUAUCUACGAUUACCUGGACAAUGGCAAUAACAAGAUGGCAAUCCAGCAGGCCGACAAACUGCUCAAGAAGCACAAAGAUCUCCACUGCGCAAAGGUCCUGAAGGCAAUCGGUCUGCAGCGAACAGGAAAACAGGAUGAAGCCUUCACGUUAGCACAGGAAGUGGCGGUUCUCGAACCCACAGACGACAACUCUCUGCAGGCACUGACCAUCCUCUACAGAGAGAUGCAUCGACCCGAGUUAGUAACCAAGCUGUAUGAAGCUGCAGUCCGGAAGGUUCCAGCAAGCGAAGAAUACCACUCUCACCUCUUCAUGGCCUAUGCUCGAGUCGGAGAGUACAAGAAGAUGCAACAGGCUGGAAUGGCACUCUAUAAAAUUGUUCCGAAAAACCCCUAUUACUUCUGGUCAGUCAUGAGCUUGGUGAUGCAGGCCAUCUCAGCGCAAGACGAGAAGCUCUCUCAGACCAUGUUCCUGCCAUUAGCUGAGCGUAUGGUGGAGAAAAUGGUCAAGGAGGAAAAAAUCGAGGCAGAAGCCGAGGUUCAGCUGUACUUCAUGAUCUUGGAGCGCUUGGGAAAAUACGUGGAGGCGCUGGAGGUGGUUCAGGGGCCACUCGGAGAGAAGUUGACCAGUGAGCUACAGAGCCGAGAGAACAAAUGUAUGAAGUUGUACCGGCGUCUGGAGCGCUGGCCCGAGUGCAACGCUUUGUCCAGCAAACUGCUCCUGAAAAACCCUGAUGACUGGCAGUUCUACUUGUUGUAUUUUGACUCGUUGUUCCACCUCAUCGAUCAAAGCUGGACGCCGCCACAGGAAGGAGCUCAUUGUGCAGAAGGGGAAGUUCAUGCCUCUGUAGCUCAGUCCAUCAGCUUCAUGGAGGAGCGCCUGGCCACAGAAGACGCGAAGGAGUCGAAACAUCUGAGAGGACCAUACCUGGCUCGUCUGGAGCUUAUCAGACGUCUCAGAGAGCGCAGCUGUCCUGAAGCACAGCAGCUCGGGGAUCCUCUCGAGCUCAUGUUCCAGUUCUUCGUCAAGUUUGGAGACAAGCCAUGUUGCAUCACGGACCUGAAGAUCUUUCUGGACCUUCUCAUGCCUGACCAACAUGUGCAGUUCAUCAACAGGCUAAUGGAGGCUGUGCCGCUGGGUGCUCCAGGAGAGGAUGGUUUCGCCUUCCCAGAAGACACUCGGGCUCUGCAGAGACACAUGUGUGUGACGCAGCUCAGCCGCUGUCUGGGUCUACAGCAUUCCCUCAACACUGACGGCAAACUGGGGGUCAUUAAAGAGCUGAAGGCACACUACCGGCACGGCUUACAGUUCGGGAAGUCCUGUUUAAAAACAGAGCUACAGUUCUCGGAUAUGUACUGUCUCAUGGCAGCUCAUGUCUAUAUAGACCUGUGGAUUGAGACGGAUGAUCAGAAUAUGUUGUGGCAGUGUCUGGGAAUGUUAGAAGAAGGUCUGUCCUACAGUUCCUCCAACGCUCAAUUCAAACUGCUGCUUUUGCUUCUGUACUGCCGUCUUGGGGCUUUUGAGCCGGUGGUAGAUCUUUACUCCAGUUUGGAUGCUAAACACGUCCAGCAUGACACCAUUGGGUAUUUAUUGACCCGCUAUGCAGAGUCUUUGGGCCAGUUUGCUGCUGCUUCCCAAUCUUGUAACUUCUCCCUCAGGUUUUUUCACUCGAACCAGAAAGAUACCUCAGAAUACAUUAUUCAAGCAUAUAAGUACGGUGCUUUUGAGAAAAUCCCGGAGUUCAUCGCCUUCAGGAACCGACUCAAUCACUCGCUGCACUUUGCUCAAGUGCGCACAGAGCGGAUGCUGCUGGACCUCUUCCUAGAAGCCGACAUAUCUUCAACUUUAGACGAGAGCGUAAAGUCGAUGUCUCUGUGUCCGGAGGAAGAUGAUAUCCCAUGGGAAAAUUUAAGGGACAACCGCGACCUGACUGUCUUUGUCAGCUGGGACCCUAAAGACAAGCAGCUGAAGGAGGAGCACAAGCUGCGCUCUCUAGAAGACGAGACCCUGUGGUUGAAGCUGCGAUCGCUCACUCUGCGUCUGAUUGGCUGUGUUUCUGGACUCACUCACUCGUCAACAGCACGCAACUCUGAAAAGACAACAGAAAACGGAGUCACAGCCAAACCAUCUUCUCUACAAUCUCUGCUCUCCCAGCUAGAAAACACACUAAACCAGACCUCGCAGUUCACGGAAAAACAGCUUCAGCAGCAGCAGCAGCAGUACCCGUUUCUGGGUCCCGUGUCAUCUCGUUUGGCUCAGGCUGUGUCUAGUGGCUGCUGUCAAUGUCAGCUGUCGUCUCUUCAGCUUCCUCUGCACCUGCAAGAGCUGGAAACUAUCGGCCUAGAUGAAUCGACGGAACUUCAGACACAAAUAUCAAAUCUUUUUAAGUCUUUAGCAGUACAACUUCAAGAUAUGUUGGAAAAAUGUAAAGGCGAUCUAUUAGAGGUGAAAGACGGUCAAACCAAGACACAGCACUUUUUACUGGAGCAUCUAGUCUACUUUGUUGAAACUGUUUGUAUCAUCCUAUGGAUAUCUAGUUACUGUGCAAGUGUCCUCCGGCCCUUAAAGUCCAGUUUACAGAAGAAGAAGAAAAAGAAAAAAGAAGCUAGCAUCGUAACGCCGGCGGUGAUUUUGGCCUUUCAGGAGUUUAGCAGUGGCUUGCAGAGCCUCCUCAACCAGGCCCUGGAGCACAUCAAGAGCCAGGAGAUCAGCCUGACCGCACUGAAGCUGGAGGCCCUCAGUCUGGAGGGACAAACCCAAACCGAGGCGGAAGGGACCUUCACAAAGACUGCAAUGGAAAAGGUGCAGAGCAGCUACCUGCGUUCACUGCAGGAGAUCGGGGAACUGUUGAAGAAGAGAGCGGACUCGUUGAAAUCCCUCAAAAUCUGAGCGCUCCAUCAAUCCAUCCAUCCAGCAUCCAGUCCAGUCCCCGACCCGCACGGCGUCUUCGCUCCCAAACUCAGUCUGUGAACUCCGCCGGUCUCUUCCUUCCUAUUUAUCCGUCUCAUUACUCACGUACAGAUAAACAGGCACACUGUAAUAAAACAAACCCCAAAACUUCGGCUUCAGCACAAACCUCUGCAGUGCUCCGUGCGGCACUUUUAAGUGGAAACGUAAACGUCAUAUCCCUAGCGAAACCACAUAGGCGAGCGAAAUUAAGCAAUUUUAGAAGUACUGCUAUAAAUUAUUGUACAUAGUGUGAAGAUAAACCGAUAUCAUCGAGAACUCCUUGGCGAAUUAAAGUGAACUGCUUUGUCUUUUUUUUUUUUGUCGAUGUCUUGCGUUAUUGUCUCACUUCUUUCCCAGCCGUAAACCCCUCCUGACGAUUUGGUGCCACUCUGUAUCGCAAGUAGCCAACUUCCAGACUGACACACACUCUCUGCGACGCGUUUACACGGCCGUUCGCAAUGCACAACCAGCCAAGAGCUAAGCUUUGAGUUUCCAGGAGAUUUUGCGCAACUGUUCGGCGGCGGUGGGAGGAGUAUCCAGAUGCUUUGAGUGAAUGUUUUUGGGUGCAUCCAUCGCGAAUAUUUGUUUGUAUAUUACAAAUGACUUUACUUGAGCCGCAAGCAUUCGAAAUGUAGCUUUCCCGACGAUUUGUUCGGAGUCAUCGACAUACGCUGAAGUCAAAAAGGCAAAUACGUCAGUGUAGCAUUGAAUGCUACAUGGGGAAGUUUGUGUUCGCAUUAGAUUGAUCGUCAAAGACGUUUAUUCCAUCAUGUUUCAAAUUAAUUUCAUGCUUAAAGUGACGGAUGAAUCGUUUGGUUAUAGGGCGAGUUGUUUACUUUAAAAAAUAAUAAUAAUAACAAUUGUUGAUUGCACUGAUGUCCCUGAAAUGAUGAGGUUUUAUUAAUGUUGCAUACCAAAAAACGUCUAAAUUAGCCUUGCGUUAAAGUCACAGUAGAGGCAAAGGUAGGUUUUUAUACGAAUGAAAUAUGGUGAUAUCUACCAGGAAGUGCAACUUGUUUACAAUGUUUCUGAGCGCCAUUUUGAAUUGUGUUUAUAGUGUGUGUGUGUGUGUGUGUGUGUUAUAAGGUGUGCUGCGAUCUUUAAGCUUUCACUGCUUUAUACCUGCUCGGGAGGGGGAAAUAUGCAUUUCUCUUUUGUCAAGCUUUUUAUUUUAAUCCAACACAACGGGGGAUACAAGGACUAGUUGUGCGAAGGAGCGGCUCUUCUGUUGCUCCAGGACUCAUUUCACGUCAUCGAGAGGAACACGCGCGCUUCUGGACUGAGGAGGUGCCUAUAGAGGGGGUUGGAAGUGUCGACUGAUGAAUUCUUUUGUUAGGGAAAUUGAGAAAAUAUAAACACUGGAAUGUGAACAGGAGUUUUUUAAAUAAAGGAGUAAAUGUU